AGUUUCGGCACAUACGUUUUACGUGAGACCACGCUGAUUAUAUUUGAAAAGUUCCACUGAAAAUUUAUAUAUGAGAAACGCCUUCGUGCCGUUUUUAAUGAAGUUACUAUAUUCCAUCUGUGAUAUUCGAGUGUUUGAAGUUUAGUGGAGCCAGUAGAAGUGUGUCAAUAAAUCAUGUUCAAUCAUACGAGCAGUUCAUAUAAAGUGAACUCUGUGAGCUACAAAAUAAGGAAUGAUGAUUCGAGGAGAAAUGUUAACAUAAAGCGGCGGGGAGGUAUGUGGGGCGGGGGUGCGCAGUGCGUGCACGCAUCGCUACCGCGCGGCGCGCGCGCUCAACCAGCGCCUACGCUCAGUGGCGCAAUCGCUAGCCGCCGCCCUCCCCGGCCCACUCCUCCUUCUCCGACGUUGGUGGCACAGGUCGACUCGUCAGUUGCCUGCCUCUGGCUGUUAACUCCUCUGUCAGCUGGCACAGCAGUCGUAGCUGUAUUGGUCGCCGUCUCAACUAACAAUUGGUUGCACACUGAAGAGAAUAUGCUGAACCCAUCCUUCAAUGGUACUGGGAAACACGGGCUAGUCGCGAAACACACAGUCUCUGGCUUGUGGAGGAUAUGUCAUACAGACCCGGGAAGUACGGUGUACCGGUGUUGGGACAUUCCAUACUUUCCAUUAUCGCAAUACGCACCAGAUACAAGUGAUUCCACCAAUGCCAUACCUUAUGUGGUGACAAGAUCAGCUGCUCCUCUCCUGCUAGCGGUGCUGACGCAAGCAGUUGCCGCUUUUUGCUGUGUCCUUGGACAUUGCGUAAAGGGUCGAAGACUUUGUACGUUCAUCGCUGGAGUUCUCUUUAUUAUAUCUGGUCUCAUCAUGCUGACUGGAAUCGUCAUGUACAUAUCUGUAUUUAAGCAACAAGUGGGUCACAAGCUACGAUACAUGACUCUAUUCGAUGCGCCCAGAAUGUCCUAUAGUUAUGGAUAUUCCUUUGGUCUUUACAUAAGUGGUUUCAUCGCAGUAGAAUUGGCGGGCACGUCGGCUAUAUUCCUCUUCCUACAAUGGUACCAAAAAGACUGGAUAACUGAGCUAACGGAGAAAGCGAAAGCAGACUGUCGCGCUUGGGAUCGGGAGUAUGCAUUCACAGAUUUCAGAGAAACCGAUUCAACUUUAUUAGAAAGGCGAAUGAUGAAGAGGGACACCUAUCCUCCCACCGGUUCAUCAGCUGCGACUCCACAUGAAAGAAGGAGGUUUGUAUUCGACGGUGACGAUAUGCCCCAUUGUUCGAUACAUAAAAACAGAAGAAUAAAUCUUAGUUCAGCUUCGCUAAAGGACCUUUCAUCUUCUACAUUGUACGGGUUCCCGGCAGCGCCUAGGCCCACUGCUUGUGACAAUUACUUCGAAGAGUUCAAAGAGGUUCCUCAAAGCGCGAACACUCUGAGUGGAUUAAGGAGUGCUUCGAUAUUCCAAUCACAGGCAUCAGUCGCCAGUGGAAGAUUCUUGGAUACAUCUGCUGUUGAACCUCCGCCGUCUAGAGAGGAGGAAUUGGUAACAUUCGGUGCAGGAGCCAGAGUACCUGCUACUAACGAAGAAAAGAAUCCUCCACGACACGAUCGCGCUGUGGGUACCGAUCCUUAUCGACGCACCACACCAGUCUGAUCCAAAACCUCCUUGGGUCAUCCCAAACAUUUAUAAAGCAUAUCUUGAAGUGAUAAAAGUGAUAUUGCUGUUUCACGUACUGUUUACACCUAGACAUAAUUUAUAUUGACUAAAUAAUUGUACGUAGCCAGUUAUGGGUAACGGUUAAGAAGUGUCUUUCGAAUUUAUGAACGUACAGAGCAUACGUGACUUGUGUUAUUUAUUACGAAAAUUUUUAAUUGUUACAUUUCCUUAUAAUAAACACUUCCAUUUG
This is a messenger RNA of Diatraea saccharalis (sugarcane borer), 1900 nucleotides long. The record is from the annotation of a GenBank genome assembly. NCBI's taxonomy places the organism in Eukaryota, Metazoa, Arthropoda, Insecta, Lepidoptera, Crambidae.